This is a messenger RNA of Orbicella faveolata, 767 nucleotides long. RefSeq lists its product as uncharacterized. NCBI's taxonomy places the organism in Eukaryota, Metazoa, Cnidaria, Anthozoa, Scleractinia, Merulinidae. The record is from RefSeq and is a predicted model, not a curated record.
AAUGCUAUUGUUAUUUUCCCGUCACUGGUUGGUCAAAUUAAGCAAAAUUUGUAUGGGCAUGACUCCUUUCUAAAAUAUGAUUGGUUCUUGUCGUUUUCGCUUUCCCUUGUUGGAUCCACGUAGCAGCACUGCCGUGUAAACUGAAACACUUUAUAAUUUUCCUUGGGGCGUGCGGCCGUGUCGUGAAAAUACCUCAAGAUGGACGCCGGAGUCAAAAUUGCACUCUUGUUGAAAUUGUUCCUCGGAGUUGGUUUAGUUGCUGGAGGUUUUACUCUUAGAACGACCAAAAAAUGCGCGCAAAUACUGGGAAUGCAAAACAACCAAAUCCCGGAUUCCGCUCUCAGCGCCUCCACUUCCUACAAUGUUAGCUCUAUGGGUCCAAGAAAUGGAAGGUUAUAUUUCCAGGCAAAGAGUGGGAAGUACGGUGCUUGGGCCACGUCAAGGAAUGACAAAUUUCAGUGGUUUGGAGUCGACUUUGGGAGUUAUGCAAAGGUGACCGCAUUAGCUACCCAAGGAAGGCAAGAUGGGGCCUGGUGGGUGACGAGCUACAGUCUGUCAUUCAGCCACGAUGAUGUCUUCUUUGAAGACUACAAAGAAAACAAUGUGAAGAAGGUAUGCGACGUUAUAGUCCCGAUUUAGAUAAGAUAUUAAUCCCUAAUAUCUAUCAAUCUAAACAGUAAAUACAAUCUCCUACUUUCUCACUCUACCGUGUGGUGACAAUAAUUACGCCUCAAGUGUAUCUAUUGUGUCACAUCGUCUAUUUUGAA